AUGGCCGGCUCUGACCCGCACGAAACUCGCCAGACCUCGGCUAAAGACUCGCCCUUUUCCAUCAAAAACCUGCUGAACAUCGAGGACAAACCCGCGGUGAAGCAGAGGACACUCCCCGGGCUGGAGCGCGGCUUCUUCUCGCGGUUUGGUGUCGGAGACCUCCCCCCGUUCCCGCGUCUGGAGCUCCCCGGGCACAGGCUCUCGCUCCCGGGGCAGUAUCUGGACAGAGCCUCGGCCUGGUGGUACCCGUACGCCCUGAACCAGCACCUCAGGAGCACGGGUUCAGAGAAGAUCGUAGGACCGGAUUUCUCCCCUGUGUCCGACCACCGCUCCCCGAACUCCCCCAAAUUCGCCCAGGACGGCCACGACGAAGAUGACAUCACUCUAGACGACAGCGAACCGGACGAGCCCAAGAAAGACCGAGACCGCGACCAAAACCAGGACGUAAACCAGGACUUGAACCAGCAGGACUUGGAUUCUGACUCCUGGAGACCGGCUAAAACCCCAGAAUCGGGACUAGACUCGGAACAAAAGAUGCAAUGCCGCAAGAAGAAAACCCGAACGGUAUUUUCGCGAAGUCAGGUUUUCCAGUUGGAGUCGACGUUUGACAUAAAAAGAUAUUUGAGCAGCUCGGAGCGCGCCGGGUUGGCCGCGUCGCUGCAUUUGACCGAGACGCAGGUCAAAAUCUGGUUUCAAAACCGUAGAAACAAAUGGAAGAGACAGCUUGCGGCCGAGUUGGAAGCCGCCAACUUGAGCCACGCCGCCGCGCAGAGGAUCGUGAGGGUGCCCAUACUGUACCACGAGAGCAGCGAGCAGGAGAGCGCCGCCAGCAGGCCACACGGGGGAACUGCGGGGGGGCAGAGCCUACUGGGAUUUCCGCCUCACGUGUACUAUUCUCACGUCCCGCUGCUUCGACCGGUUUAA
Molecule: messenger RNA, 924 nt
Organism: Periophthalmus magnuspinnatus
Lineage: Eukaryota; Metazoa; Chordata; Actinopteri; Gobiiformes; Gobiidae
Product: homeobox protein HMX3-B-like
Exons: 2
Coding region: 1-924 (307 amino acids)
Biological process (GO): regulation of transcription by RNA polymerase II
Cellular component (GO): nucleus
Molecular function (GO): RNA polymerase II transcription regulatory region sequence-specific DNA binding; DNA-binding transcription factor activity, RNA polymerase II-specific
Source: RefSeq, a predicted model, not a curated record